Messenger RNA from Dipodomys spectabilis (banner-tailed kangaroo rat), 2768 nucleotides. RefSeq names its product syntabulin (gene Sybu). The record is from RefSeq and is a predicted model, not a curated record. Lineage: Eukaryota; Metazoa; Chordata; Mammalia; Rodentia; Heteromyidae. The transcript has 7 exons. Gene Ontology annotation, cellular component: vesicle; cytoplasmic microtubule. The coding region runs from base 38 to 2032 and encodes 664 amino acids. Gene Ontology annotation, biological process: synapse maturation; axonal transport of mitochondrion.
GCGGCGACGCGAGCCGGCGGGCGGCGGCGACGGCGUCAUGGGGCCCCUCCGGGAAAGCAAGAAGGAGCAGAAAGCACAGCAUCAUGAGAAGGAGAUUUCCCGAAGUCGGAUUCCUCGCUUGAUUCUUCGGCCUCAUCUCCCUCAGCAGCAGCACAAAGUAUCCCCAGCCUCCGAGUCUCCCUUCUCAGAGGAGGAGAGCAGAGAAUUCAAUCCCAGCAGCUCUGGGCGCUCAGCGAGGACCAUUAGCAGCAACAGCUUUUGCUCAGAUGACACAGGCUGUCCUAGUAGCCAGUCAGUGUCUCCUGUGAAGACGCCAUCAGACACUGGAAACAGUCCCAUUGGCUUUUGCCCUGGAAGUGAUGAAGACUUUACCAGAAAGAAAUGCACAAUUGCAAUGGUUGGUGAGGGAAACAGCCACAGCCAGACAUCUCGACAUAAGAAGGAAUCAAAGGCAGGCCUUGUAAAGCCAGGUAGUGAAGCCGAUUUUAGCUCCUCCAGCAGCACGGGCAGCAUUUCAGCCCCCGAGGUCCACAUGUCUACCACAGGAAGCAAGCGGUCCUCUUUUGCACGCAAUCGAGGUCCCCAUGGGCGGAGUAAUGGAGCUUCCUUGCAUAAAUCUGUCAACAGCCCACCGUCCCCUAGGGAAAAAGACCUUCUGUCCAUGCUGUGCAGGAAUCAGCUGAGCCCAGUUAACAUCCAUCCCAAUUAUGCACCUUCUUCCCCAAGUAGUAGCAACUCAGGUUCGUACAAAGGAAGUGACUGCAGCCCAGUGAUGAGGCGGUCUGGAAGGUACAUGUCUUGUGGAGAGAAUCAUGGUGUCAGACCCCCAAAUCCAGAACAGUACUUGACCCCUCUGCAGCAGAAGGAGGUCACAGUGAGACACCUGAAGACCAGGCUGAAGGAAUCAGAGCGCCGACUUCAUGAAAGGGAAACUGAGAUUGUAGAGCUCAAGUCCCAGCUGGCCCGGAUGAGGGAAGACUGGAUUGAAGAAGAGUGCCACAGGGUAGAGGCUCAGUUGGCUCUCAAAGAAGCCAGGAAGGAGAUCAAGCAGCUCAAACAGGUCAUUGAAACGAUGAGGAGCAACCUGGCUGAUAAAGACAAAGGCAUUCAGAAAUACUUUGUGGACAUAAACAUCCAAAACAAGAAGCUUGAGUCCCUGCUUCAGAGCAUGGAGAUGGCACACAAUGGUUCCCUGAGGGAUGAACUGUGUCUAGACUUCCCAUGUGAUUCCCCCAGGAAAAGUUUGCCCCUGGCCACCAAUUUGGGCAAGGUGGCAGAUGGCCUAUCUCCAGAAGAGCAAGUCACGGAGGAAGGGGCUGACAGUGAGCUGCUGAUAGGUGAUAGCUUGGCUGAUGGCACAGAUUUGUUGGAUGAGGUGGUGAUUGCUGCCACCCAAGAAUCUGGUGACCUAGAGCCUGUUCACUCUACUCCAAAGGCAAAAGUCUUGGAGGCCCUCCCUCUGGUGGUGGGGCAGGAGGAAGAGGUCAGUGUGGUGAUGGAGCAAGCUGUGCAGACCGAUGUGGUACCCUUCAGCCCGGCUGUCUCUGAGCUCAUUCAGAGUGUGCUCAAGCUCCGGGACUUCUGUCCCUCGAGCUCAGCAUCGCCUGAUGAGUCUGGGGCUGACUCAGAGACCUUCCCAGAGUCCAUCUCUCCCUUAAUGCUUGAUUUAACUCCAAGAAGUCCGAACUCAGCCAUUCUUCUGUCUCCCAUGGAGACUCUACCCAGCAAGGCAGCUAUGGAAGCCCGUGCAAACCGCCUCAUGAGAGAGCUGGAUUUCACCGCUUUUGCAGAAGAAAGGUUGGAUGGCAUCAACCCACUGUCUCAGGGGGGUGUCAUGAGGCAGUACUGGAGCAGCAGUUUCCUGGUGGAUCUGCUGGCUGUGGCUGCUCCCGUGGUGCCUACCGUCCUGUGGGCAUUCAGUACUCAGAGGGGUGGAAUAGAUCCCGUCUACAACUUCGGAGCCUUGCUCCGGGGUUGCUGCGUAGUGGCCCUGCAUUCACUCCGCCGCACCACCUUCCACAGCAAAACCUAAAUAGAAGUUGUUUCUCUGCCAGUGUGUUCUGUGUGACGUUGUGCCCGGUAGAGAAACACGAAGUCGAUCUGUGGCAGUCUCUAUUCCGUCGUGUUGCUCCUCGGUAUUUGAUUUGCACUAUAGUUAGUUGAAGCCUGUGUCACUGUUUAAAACCGGAGGUAUCUUCCAAGACAUGGAGACCUCAUUCCAGUAAACGUCCCACCAGUAUGGUAUAGAAAGCAUGCUAAUGACCCUGCCCUGUCGUCCGAGGUCCCCCGAUCUUAAUCUAGUGGUUCAGGAAGAGAGAAAUGCAGAUUUUGCACUUUCAAGACAGCUUCUCCAAGGCUGGCAUGUUAUCUCCUUGCUUUGCUUUGUGCCGUUUAAAAAAUGUGUAACUGUUCCAGAAUUCCCAAUGGUCUUGUGCAUAGCAGGGGACUGUAACCAAAAAUAAAAAUGUAUUUGCAUAAUUGGUUUGAAGAAGUCUUGAAUAGCUCUUUAGUGUCUUACUUGGGGUUGAUAAAGUUGAAGUGUUGGCAAUUUUUUUAAAACUAAGUGUAGCUGCAAAGUCUUAAAUGGCUUAAGUCUGUCCUUAAAUCUGUUGAUUGAUGAAGUUGUAUGUAAAUUUACAAUGUACUAACUUAUUUUUUGCUUAUUAUAUUAUAUAUAGUGUUUUAUUGGAAAUUGUUUGUAACCACACACAUCUGCAUGAUGAAAGUAAAGAUUAGUGUUUCCACUUAAAUAAAUGUUUUAUCCUCCU